AGGAGAAGCGCGGGGAAAGUAUGGAAGUCGAGACCGCGGAGUGGGCAUUGAUCUUCCAACGGAUGGUCGAUGGGAAGCAGGAGUCCAAACCCAAGGUCUUGCUACCUGAUUUUGUGCGCGCCCUGGCAUUGGCACGGCCUGUGGAGAAUCUCUACAUGCUACGCCUUCGUUGUCAGAAGCUCUUUGGUUCCGUCAGCAAAGCUUGGAGCAGUCUUUGGGCAUCCAGUGAGGAGGUGAGUCUCAACAAGUGGCAGAUCUCUAUGCUCAAGAUGAGCAUCGCUCACUUCGAUGCAGUUCGACUCUUCCGUCUCAUCCUUACUAGCCCGUUCCACCACGCGCUGCCGCCGUCAACGAAGAGUAGUCACCUGCAAAGCAGUGAUGAGCUGUACAUCUCCAAGUCCGCCUUCUUGGCGGCCAUGAAGGGUCCCAACAUCGAUGCCAGCAACACCAUAUUGGAGCUCUUGCAACAAAGCCAGAGCCAAUUUCCCGUGUCGGCUGCUUUCGAAGGACACUGCUUUCCGAGGCACCCCUUGGGGGAGGCGGAAUUUGCAGAAGCGGUGGUUCCCAUCCUUCAGCGAUGCCGCGCUCCCUCCAAGAUCUACCCUUCUGCUCAGACUCUUCUCGAGGAGGGACAGCUGCUCUUCAACUAUCUGGACGUCUCCGCAGAGGGUGUGGUGCUUAUGGAGAGUCUGCUGGAAGUGAUGACCGCCGUGCAGGCCUCCUACCUCUUCACUGAGGACGUACCAAGAUCCAAUGCCGGACCUUCGCCCUUCCGACCUUUCAGCUCGGUCGACCGCUGGAAACGAGGCCGUGGACGACGUCCAGGCGAGGACGACCCCAUGCGUGAGACUGUUUCGACGAUGAUCGACAGCGAGGAUUCCGCCACUGAAUCAAUGGACAACUCCAGGCCAACCACCAUGGGCAGUCGCGGCACGAGGCGAGCGCCCCAGCGCCCCAGCACGAGCGGAGCAUCGGCAGCCAUCCGGCCAAUGACAGCGGCGCCCUUUGAGGUGGCGGCUUUGACGCCCUUGCAGGAGGCGGAAUCCUCUUUCACCUCGAUACCCUCAGUGAGCACACGCAGCACGCUCGCAGCGGUACACUUUACCAAGAAGUUGCAGUCAAAGGCCAAAGCACGACAGACUGGGCGGCGCAGCACUACCGCACCCAGUGCACCAGGCUCUAGCUCUGAUGCUCCACUCUUCGAGGGCCUGCCUGCAGCGAACCCACCGGGACAGGGCUCGCGCACUCCGAAGCUGCCGAAACUGCCUGCACUGCAGGAGAAGCAAGAGGGCUUUGAGGCUUCCACGGCCUCUGCGGCCUUCGGCACUGAGCCCUUGGUCUUAGGCCUCAAAGGCCGUGGCAGUGCGCCGUCCGCGCGGUCGGCUGGUGGCCACGGUACUUGAGGGGCAGAGAUGGAGAAAGAGGUAGAAGGUAGAGCGGGAGUGUUCGUUUCUUGCGGAUGUUGAG
Messenger RNA from Durusdinium trenchii, 1467 nucleotides. NCBI's taxonomy places the organism in Eukaryota, Dinophyceae, Suessiales, Symbiodiniaceae. The record is from the annotation of a GenBank genome assembly.